AUGAUAAUGAUGGAGAUAGAUUUAUAAUAAAUAAAUCAAAUCUUCUUCUUGUAAUAUCUCCUUCUAACUUUAUAAUGUUCAUCUCAUUAUCAAUUGGUGUCCACAUUUCCAAAAUUGUAUUUUAAAAGAUCAGAUGCUAGGAUGAUUUUUCCAUACAGAAUUGAAUUUGUCUCUGUAGAUAGGAUCUACAAAUUUUUAGAUUCAGUUUCCUUAAUCGAGAACCCUUAUCAUGAAUUAAAGUUUUAAAUUGGUAAUGAAGAGGAGGAGAUUGUAUAUUGUAUAGGAUUUUUAGAUUUGAUUUGGAGAAUAUUUAAAAAGUUUCUAAUUAAGUAAUGA
Messenger RNA from Paramecium octaurelia, 336 nucleotides. The record is from the annotation of a GenBank genome assembly. Lineage: Eukaryota; Ciliophora; Oligohymenophorea; Peniculida; Parameciidae.